AUGGAAGAAGCAUCGUUAAUUGAGCCACUCAGUGUCGGUAUACAUGCGUGCCGCAAAGCUAAUAUUGGGAUGGGUCAAAAGGUGCUAGUGCUCGGCGCUGGUCCUGUGGGAUUGGUGUCAAUGAUGGUUGCAAAAGCAACAAACGCAACAAAAGCGUUUGUUACGGAUGUUGUUGACCACAGGCUAGCAAUAGGAAGGGAACUUGGUGCGGACGAAUGCAUCAACGUCAAGGGAAUAAACCCGAAUGAAGCUGCUCAAAUGAUCAUAGACAAGUUUGGCAGUGCGCCAGAUAUAGCUAUCGAAUGUUCUGGAGUACAGUCCAGCAUCGAACUGGCUAUUAAGGUCAGGGAGUGA
Messenger RNA from Gongylonema pulchrum, 354 nucleotides. The record is from the annotation of a GenBank genome assembly. Lineage: Eukaryota; Metazoa; Nematoda; Chromadorea; Rhabditida; Gongylonematidae.